This is a messenger RNA of Naegleria lovaniensis, 999 nucleotides long. RefSeq lists its product as uncharacterized. Gene Ontology annotation, cellular component: cytoplasm. The transcript has a single exon. The coding region runs from base 1 to 999 and encodes 332 amino acids. NCBI's taxonomy places the organism in Eukaryota, Heterolobosea, Eutetramitea, Acrasida, Naegleriidae. The record is from RefSeq and is a predicted model, not a curated record.
AUGUCUUCUGCACCAGUCAAGAAAGUCUUUUCUAGUCUUCAAUUUUACACUUAUUUCUUUUGUCCAUACGCUCAUCGUUCAUUGAUUGCGUUGAUUGAAGCUCAACUCGCCAACAAAUUAGAUGCAUUCUCUUCGGACCAACAAGCAACUGCCAUCACGUACCAUGAAGUCGACCUGUACUUGAACGAGCAAUUGACUGAUAGCUUUAAGAGCAUCAAUCCACAAGGAAAGGUUCCAACCAUUCGCUUCAAGUUGAACGACGGAUCCAAUUCCGAACAGGAACUCAUCAUUAAUGAAUCGUUGGUCAUUAAUGAUUUCUUGCAGGAAGUCUUGAUUCCAGAAUUACUUCCAAUCAACUCGAACGAUGGUCAAGCUGAGAGUGCCUACAAGAAAUCUCUUGCUAAAAUUUGGAUUUCUUACUUUGACUCUAACGUCAAUUCAUUGCUUUUCAAAUUAGUUUUUGGAGAGGAGCCUUCGCUUGAAAAAGUCAAAGCAGAAAUUCUCACUCCUAUCCAAGAUAAGUUGACCUUUUUGGUGAGAAAUGGAUUUUCAGCUGCAAGAAAGGCUGUCUCUGAAGGACCAUACUUUUUCGGAAAUCAUUUCAGCUUGGUCGAUAUUGCUUACUUCCCUUUUGUAACUCGCUUGGAAAUUAUCUUGAGACACAAGUAUGGCUUGAAUCUUUUUGAACCUUUUGGCAAUGCUUCUCAACAAACUGCUGAUGCUUUGAAGCUUUUCUCUGCGUGGUAUGAAAAUGUCAAAGCAAGAGAGAGUAUUCAAAGAUCAAGCUUUAAGCCCUUGUUUGUUCCAGUGACAUUUACCUCUAAUGAGUUAAAGAAGCAAAGUGUUUCUGGUUUCAAUGCUGACAUUAAGGAAUUGAAAGAGUUGCGCAAACCAGGAGUGAUUUCGCAAGACGAAUUUGACACCAAAUUCUUUGAUUAUGAAAAGUAUGUCGUUCUUGGAUUCGAUUUGCUCAGAAAAAGAGAACAACAAAGAAAAUAA